This is a messenger RNA of Sinocyclocheilus anshuiensis, 1663 nucleotides long. RefSeq lists its product as uncharacterized. The transcript has 6 exons. The record is from RefSeq and is a predicted model, not a curated record. Bases 83 to 1663 code for a protein of 526 amino acids. NCBI's taxonomy places the organism in Eukaryota, Metazoa, Chordata, Actinopteri, Cypriniformes, Cyprinidae.
UCUCAUUUUAAAUCCUGACAAGAUUACCAAUGUACUGGAUAAAUGCCAAAACAAUGAAGAUGGAAAAUACCUUAAAUAUAUCAUGCCAUUUUUGUCUGGACUUCUUUCUGAUAAUGUAGUUGAGCUCAUAAAGUGUUUGGUGCCAGUGGAACAGAUAGAAGCCACACGUGUCAAGUACUUUCAACAGAUUAUAGAUACUUUCCUUUACACCAAAGAACAGAAUCAAGAAGGCGAUUGUGAGCAGUUUGUGGAAGCUGACAACAUCUUAUUUGUGUGUCGAUGCCUUUAUGAGUAUCAGUUUCCCAAGGCAUGCCGACUCUUCCUGGAAAAGGUUCAGUAUGAGCUUGAUUUAGAAGACCAAACACUUGAUCCUUACCAGUGCUGUGUAAUAUCCUAUGUGGUCAAUCAAGCUGUGCAUCGGAAUAUUGAUCUGGAUCUCACAGAUUGUAGCAUUACUGACCCCGGCUUGAAACUACUUCUAAGCUCAUUGAAAAAUCUGAAAUUUCUCAGGUCAACAAGCACAUUGAAAUCUCAAAUGUGGAGAGUGGCUCUUGCAGCAGGGCAGUUUUCAGAUUUUGAUAGCUUGCUUAGCUUAUUCAGCUUUGAAAUGCAUCUCUCUGCACUUGAAACACUGGACCAGAAAGUGUUUCAAAGGAUAGGAGAAGUCCUUAAAAAUAAGAGAUCAGAGAUCAGUGUUCAUCUUUUUCUGCAUGUAAAUGAAGAAGUCAUAACCAGAUCUUUGCAGAAGGCAAUUUUUGAGAGCUUACCCAAUAUUGCAACCAUUAGGAUUUUCCCCCAUCUAUUUAAAGUAGCUAUAGAAACAGAGCUCUAUCUUCAAGGAGCUAUUUAUGAGAUGAAGACAGGUCAACGAUGUGUAAGGAGACUGCUGUCUGUUUGCAGCAAUAAUCAAAGAGAAAACUUUGAUGAUCAGUGUAAAUUCUUGCUGAAACUGCAUGAACAUGCCAAGAACAUGGAUGCUCUUCCAGUUUUGCAACCUGUUUUCUAUGCAUUGCCACGUACCUGGGUUGUACAGCCUUCAAACCCAUCAGUGUCACUACUUCUCCAAACCAUGGAAGUUCUAAAUUUAAGGAAGCCCGCUGAACUAGAUCAUGUCACAUAUGAGCUGAGUGAACUUAAAAUAAUUAUUCAAUGUAUGCCCUACAUUACAGAAAUGAGGUUCAGUGCUGCUCUCAGACAGCCCAAAGACAUCCCCAAAAUUGUUAAGAUUGUUGCUGAUCUUUUCAUUCUUGCAUCUGAAAGUGGAGGGGGAAAACUAAGAAGCCUUUCUACAGCAUGCAGUUACUCAACCUUUCCCUUCUCUGAAGACAGCAAAGACAUGCAGAGCUCUUUCCUUAUGGAUCUCUUCACCCAGUUGAAGGAAAGUUCAUCAUGGAAGACUGCACUACCAGCAUUGAAGCCCAUUCUUCAGGUUGCCCCUGCUGUAUGGACAUUGGACCUACAAAAACUAGAGAAGACUUUUGCUCUUACUGAACUACUGAAGCUUCAGGCCAUCAAAAAAUCUGUGGAGCUCAUAAGCUGGUCAUGUGAAAGAGAAAAACUUAGGAGUUUCCUAAAUUGUUUACCCUAUAUUUCACACCUUUGCUGUAAUGAGCAGUUUUUCCAGUCUGUGUGUGAAGUCCUUUCAGCAGACACAUUUCUUUGA